CGUCGAUCGGCACGUGUGUCUUCUCGUUUCGCUGUCGUCGCGUUUACGCAUUUUAUUUGUUUUUGUCGAUUUCGCGAAGUGCAUCAUACGGUUUUCCUCAGACGUCGCGGUAUGAAGUGAACCGCGUAUUAUUUUACUCUCGCCGUCGAAACCGUCUUCGUGCCGUAUCUGAAAAAUGCUGGGAGUUUUCAAAAAACGCUGGAAGCCCAAAAAUAGGGUUACGAAAAGCGAAAACGGCGAUGGUCUAAUGUUGAGUUGUAGCAAUGAAUACUCUGAACCAAUUAAUGCUUACGUGCUUCCGGACUCUCAUAUUACCAAAUUAUGUUCAGCCAGACAAAUGUUUCCGGUUUGUGAUAACAACUCACAUUAUUCAGUAACAUACGAAACUUUAAAGCCGGUAUUAGUAUCGUCAGAUACAGCAUCUGUAGGCUAUGGAAAACUGGAAACUGUGCCGCCACCUAUUGGUGGAGCUUCUGGGAAGAAAAUAACGACUGUCAACGGCGGAAAUACAACUACCCCUAAUAUUUGUAUCGAGGGUGGCCGCAUUGAAUUUGUAAAGUCUCCAAUAGAUUGCGGUGAUGAAAAACAAGACUACCUAAAGGAGUAUAUGGAAGCGAAAAUCGUGCAGCUAGAAUCUGAGUUAGUCGCAGAACGCCGAAUCACGCAAAGGGAAAGAACGCUAAACUCCAAGCUGCAAAAACAAUUAGCUCGGCGUGAGUGGCUGCAGAGGGAUGUGGACAGAGAGAGGAGACUGCGCUUGGACACGGAGGCGAGACUCAAGGGUUCCAGUUCUGAAGCAGACAGAUGCCGUGUCAAGCUGUCGACUUUACAAAAAGACUUCACCAAAAUGGAAGAAACCGUACGGUCUUUGCUUCAAUACAAAUCCAAGUUUGAGCAACUAAAACAAGACCGGCACUCAGUGGCCAACUCCUAUGAAAAUCAAAUCUUACAACUCCAAAACGCAAUUACCAAACUCAAGAUUGAAAACGAAACGUUGAAGAAGCAGAUAGACACUCUCGAAGCAACGGGCAUCAGCCAAGUGCAAAAAGCGUUAGUUGAACGGCUCCGGAUAUUGGAACACGAGAAAAGUCGCAUUGAACGUGAGGGUGAACAACAGCGCAAACAGUACGAGAGGUGUCUGGACGACGUGGCCAAACAGGUGGUCAAAGCUGUACUGUCACAAAAGGGUCUGCGAGAAGAAAUAUCCUCACUACAGCACCGCGUCAAAGAGCUCGAGACCGGUAACUGCGCACUAUCUGCACUUCUGGUGCAACGACUACAGGGCCAGAAGAUCAACUACUCACAGACCACGAUGCCGGUGGCUGAGAGUCGGUCUGUUAUGUUUGACAUCCACCGGUCGCCGUCCAUGCAGAAAAUGGCUAUUGAGCGACCAGCAAGCUGCGAUCUCACAAAGGGUCUGAAGAGGUUAAAAAAUGACGGAUGGCAGGCAGCCGUAUCGUACCACAGACCACAGUCGUUGAAUUUAGAAAUUUGUUGCUCGCAUAACGCUGAAGAGACGACAAAAUGCGACAGAGUACUCGGUGACGAGACGCCUGAGAGUGGUAACCGAGACGAAGGGUAUUCGACCAUGUCGAGCGACGUGCAAGGCACAACCGAACCUCCGUCCACCAAAGGUUUGGAAGACGUGAAGGAAGCCAACGAGAACGAAUCGAACGCGCUCAUGGAAUCAUCGCCGUGCUCCAGGGUGAUGAACAGCGAGGACACGGACGUGAUAUUCGUGCCACUCAGCCUAUCGUUCAGCUUCAUCAACCCGCGUCACAGCUACCCACCGCUCCGCUGUGUCCCGGCGGUGCAUAACAUCAUGCGAAGCUACUCGGACUCACAUCUUUUCCUGAAGCUGGCCGCGGCCACGGGCGGUUUCGUCGAGGACGAGGACCGGACGUCGUGGUAUAGCGGCGGCGAGCUGUGGGACAUGGAUUAUGUGCAGCACUGGCUCCGAUUGGACGAGACGCGCACUGCCAUCCAACAACGGAUGGAGUACGACGCGGCCGAGCUGGAAGACUGGAGCAUGGACGACGGCACCUGUGCGUCAAACGGCUGGAAGCGGAUGUCGUCGGUGGACGGAAAACUGCAACAGUCGUUGCCGUGCAUCGAAGAAGACGACGCGACCGGUUCGUCGUCGAAGUCGGGCGGCCGCAAAGGUGACCUGUUGCAGGAUAUGGGAUCGACCAGAGACAUGUCGUGGUACCACUUCCAGCAAAACCACCAACACCAUCACCAACAGCCGCAUCAGCACCACCAACAGCAACCUUACGUACAGCAGGGCCAGAUUCAGGUGCACAAUCACCAUCAGCACGACUGUCAGCAGCAGCACCACCAGCACCAGCACUACCACCACCACCACCACCACCAAAACAACAACAACAACCUGCACCAGCACCAAAUACAGCACCAACAGCUGUCGUACGGUUCGGGUUCGCCGGGUGGCGACUCGUGGUCAAGCGCGGACGAGUACGCGGUUGCCGACACGCCACCGUCAAAGAGGUCGUCGGUCAGCUGCUCCGCGGACAGCAUCGAACUGCUACCGCCACCCGGGCCGAUUGCCGGCACCGACUUCACUCGUGAUUUUUACCGACUGGUCAAGUUCGAAAGCUCCAAAAGCUUGGCUUCUACCUCGUCGCGAAGCGUGACGGGUGGAGGAUGCGAUCAUCGGACGCCGCCGGUGGUCGAGGCGCAGUUGGAUCGUGACCAAGCGCUACAGAGCGUGUUGGACUUUAUCGCCGAACAACAGCAGUACUGCUUGUCCCGGCAAGCCGAAGACAAACGAGAACCGCCGCGAGCCGCGUCACCCGCGGUCGCGACCGAAGAACUCCUCCAUUCCGACCUGCCCGCGGCCGACGUGAGGCCUCAGACGCCACCAUCGAUACCGACGAUGCCGUCAUCAAAUCCUGCGCCGCCGUCGGCACUGCCGGCGGUGCAUCAGACAUACGACAGUAACAGCUGCAGCGACAACCUGCUCAACUCCAAGGACAGCGGGUUGUGCGGUAGUGACGUGGAGAUCGAGUGCCUGCCCGAAGACUGCAGUUACGUGGUCGACCAAUCACCCACGGCCGCGUCUACGCCACUGUCCACGCUGCUCAGGACUGUGGUGGAGGAGGACGAAGAAGCGUCGGCCAAAUCGACGUCCCCACAACCGCCGUCGUCGUACGCCGGCGCCGGUGGUUCGAGUAGCGGUUGCACGGCCGACACCACGGUGUGCAUGGUGCCCGCGUGGGCGGCCGCCUCGUCAAAGGAUCUGAUCGAUCAAUUGAACUGGAUGGACGGUUGUGGUGAAGGCCAUCCCCUCUUCAGCACGUCACCCGAGGAUGAUCAGGUCCCACGUCGUUCUUCGUCGUCGUCACCCGACCUAGACGAGGCGUGCUGUUGUCCCACCGGAUGGGUGCACGUCGAACGAGACAUCGACUUCGCCGAUCCUAAGGAACGAGCAAACUUGUUGGACGUUAUGUUGGCAGCCAGUAGAAGUUCUUCUAGCAGCACGAGUAGCGCAUCAACAGGUGAAGACGACGACGACAGCUGCAGCAGUGGCGUCAGUGGCGGAAGCUGUAGUGGCAGAGCUGGUGGCAGUGGCUGCAAUGAUACGACCGACGACAGUAGUGACGACGAGCGUGACCCGAACGACGACGACGUCGUUCGUCAAGUCGGCAGACGACGGACUACCGAAGCCGGAAUCGAUGCAUCAAACGAGGAAUCGUACAACCGUCUGCAUAGGUUGCACCGGGUGCGCAGACAAAAAAAAGCGUCCGCCAUCCGCGACGGGUUCGGCGUGCUCCGGUGCCCGGCGGCGGGACUCCGGCAGUCGAUCGUGGGACGGAGCGACUUCUUCGUCCGGUUCGGCGACAAGGAGCGAGAGGCCAUCUCCAACUUUGACUUCCUGGACGACCUGUCCACCACGUCGCUGAGCACCGACUCGGGCGACCGGCCGCCGUCGCCGCGCCGACCGUCCGCGUCCACAUCGGCCGCCGCUACGGACCGCCGCGGCAAAUACUACUCGUACACGUGUUCCUCUUCGGCCACCGCGGCGGCCGCAAAAGCCGCGACGCCCGGCCACCGGCGGCCGUCCGCGUCGUCAUCGUCGGUGCUGCCCGCCGACUGCCGCCGGCAACGACGCCGCCGGUACUCCGGCCUGUCGCUGAGCGAUUCGUGCGGCGACUCGGACUGACGGGGCUGUCCGCGCAAACAACACGAUCCACACGACGACGUGGCCGGCGAUCGCGACAACGUCGUCAUCAACAUCAUCACCGUCGUUAAUACUGUUAUUAUCGUUUCGCGAACGUUAUAGCAUUGUGCUGUGGUCCAUCGCGAGCCAGUUCUUCCGACGUCCGAUCUGCGGCGUUUAUUUUUUUUAAAUAUAUUACACACAUAUAUAUAUAUAUCGCGUCCCGUACACUGUACUGCGUGUUAUUAUUAUUGAAAAUGUAUGACGGCGAGACAUUUGGUGCGUCUUGGACGCGUUCUCCGACCCCGAAGCCGACGCAAUCGCCGCCGCCGUCGAUUGCAAGGAAAAGAUGUUUAAGAUGUAUUUUUACGGAAAGUUAGGUAGGUGGGUACAUGCGGUGAGAUGCGAGGCGUGCGACUAACCGUAUUGUAAACGUAUGUUUUGGUCAUUUUAAUUCGACGUCUCUUGCAUACGUUAAGUGUAUCAUUUAUCUAAAUAUUGUAAUAUACAUAGUGUGUGUGUGUGUGUGUGUGUGUGUGUGUGUGUGUGUGUGUGUGUGUGUGUGUGUGUGUGUGUGCAGGUACACGCGCAUGUACCUACCUCUCAGUGUUGUAUAGUCGUCGGAGGCGGUACGACGUAUAGUGUUAUCAUUUCUCUAUGUUAAACAUUAUUAUUAUUAUAUAUAUAUAUAUAUGUUACAAUUAUGUAUUAUUAUAUUAUAAUUGUAUGUCUUAUUAUUGUAGUUAUAUUACGUUUGUCGGCGCCGCUUGUACCUCGUGAAAGAAACCGCGUGUUUUCUUCUUAUUAUUAUUUUUUUGACUAAUAAUAUUAAAUGUGCAUAAGAUAUUAAUAUUAUUUAUCAUGAUAAUUCAAAUGCGAAUCAUUAUUAUAUAAUUAUAUUAUUAUAACUAUUAUUGUCGU
Messenger RNA from Rhopalosiphum maidis (corn leaf aphid), 5098 nucleotides. RefSeq lists its product as uncharacterized. The coding region runs from base 176 to 4180 and encodes 1334 amino acids. Lineage: Eukaryota; Metazoa; Arthropoda; Insecta; Hemiptera; Aphididae. The record is from RefSeq and is a predicted model, not a curated record. The transcript has 14 exons.